Musca domestica (house fly) is the source of this 664-nucleotide messenger RNA. RefSeq lists its product as uncharacterized. The record is from RefSeq and is a predicted model, not a curated record. The transcript has 4 exons. The coding region runs from base 63 to 569 and encodes 168 amino acids. Lineage: Eukaryota; Metazoa; Arthropoda; Insecta; Diptera; Muscidae.
CUAAGUCUAUAUGGAAAUAAUUUACUUUUAAAGUUUUUAUUUGGUUUUUUGCAAAAGUGAAAAUGUUAACGAAAGCAGUCCUAAGUUUUUUACUUUUUGGAAUGGUGUUGGAUGUAACCUUGGCCUGUAAUGGUUACAAAGUAAAAGUUUUGAAAAGUGAAAACUGUAUUGAUGACCCCGUUGUAGCAGCUGAUCCGGAAUUUACCCUGAAACUUAAUAAGAAAUGUGAAUUUAUACCCACGGGUUGUGUUGUGAACAAAGCUUUCAAAACGGCAGUGGCCAAGUAUAAAGUCACAAAAGAUGGUGUUGUCGUCAAGGAGGGCAAAGGUGAUGUAUGCAGUAUGGCCGGACAAGCGCCGGAUAAUAUUAAGAAAUAUAUGGAAAUAUUUGGUGCCCCAACAUCGUGUCCCGUGGAAGCGGGCAAAGUAUGUGGAAACGAUAAUAAAAUCGAUAUAACCCCCUUCAAAACGUUGUUGAGUCUUGCCCGUGGAGUCAUUUCUAUACAUUCGGAUAUAACGCAUGAUACAGGUAAAUCAUGUAUAAAUGUGGAAAUAGAAGUUACCAAAUAAUGGCUUUGGUGCAGUUCAUGAAGUGGGUACUGCCUAGCAAUAAUCCAUGUUUUAAAUGUAUCAACUAAUUAUAUUGAAUAAAUAUAGUUUUUUUG